Epithele typhae is the source of this 1467-nucleotide messenger RNA. RefSeq lists its product as uncharacterized. The coding region runs from base 1 to 1467 and encodes 488 amino acids. The record is from RefSeq and is a predicted model, not a curated record. Lineage: Eukaryota; Fungi; Basidiomycota; Agaricomycetes; Polyporales; Epitheliaceae. The transcript has 7 exons.
AUGAGUAAGAGCAAAGCCAAGCCCAACAAAGAGAACCAAACUCAGCAUGAGGAAGACACAGAUGACGAUAACCCCCUCCCUCCGCCCAAAAAGGGAAGCAAAAAGAACAAGUCUGGUAAAAAAGUCGCUGGCAAGGCCACAAAAGCCCCCCUCAAGCGCCACAAGGACGAUGAUGGCAUUCCUGUUGAUAUUGAGGAGGAAGAGGAUGAAGAUGAGGUAGAUAUGGAUGAGACUGACCGGGUCAAACGCGACAAGACACUAAAGUCUGUCAAAGCAAAGCUCCUCCCGCAAAAUGGGAGCCCCAAGAGGCAUGAGAAGUCGAAGCACAAGCACCGUAAGCAUAAGAAGUCAAAGAAGCUGAUCACUCAACCGAAGGGCACAUGCGGAAAGGACUACCACCUUGUUCAGGCAAUGGGGCUGGCCCCAGGUGCUGAUGAGAACUGGUCAAAGACGGAGAUCCAGGAAAAGAAGUUAUUAUACAACUCACUGAGGUCCGGCGUACAAGAACUCAGCCAAAAGGCACAUAUGGACUGGACGCUUGGAAUCAAGAAGCAGCCGGUCGAUGUCGUGGGAUCUUUGUGCUCAAUGGCUCAAGCGGAGAUGCCUUACCUGGGGCUGUUCAAGAACCAUUGGGCGACUGUCCAGAUACUGAUAUCACAGUGGAUGAACAAAAGGGACUACAACAUUCGUAAGACCAAGUUGUUGCAGCCGGUGAAGGAUGCCAAAGGCAAGCGGAUCGGGCUCAAGGACUUACGUAAGAAAGCUGUUGGUAAAGUCUCGCCUGCCACAGAAGAGCAACGUCGGGCAGAAGCCCUCUUCAACCAGGCCAUCAAGUCUGCUAGUGAUCAUGGAUGGAAGAAACCAGCUGAUCCCAGCAGCAAUGAGGACGAUGACGAUGACGACAACGACAACGAUGAGGAAGAGGAGAGGGAGGAGAGGGAGGUUGUGUUCCUAGAGGAGGACAGCAGUGAUGGAGAGGAGCCAUCUUCUGAUGAAGAAGGGAGAAGCCGCAAAAGCAAGCGUAAGUCCCCAGUGAAGAACAAGAGAAAGGAGACCAACAAGGGCCGUACGGAUGAGGUGGAGGACCCAAGGCACCAGAACGCCAAUAUGGUGAACCGCACCCUAGAGGAACGGAGCGACAGUAACACCCCCAAGGAUGCACCGUCCCAGGAGCCCCAGUCCUCAGCCCGGGAGGAGUCAAACAUCGACCCCCAGCUGAACGCGAGCCGCAAUUCCCAGGACACGGAGAUUGUCCGUAUCGACACACCCGUGAGCAAGGGGCCUCCCAGACCUCGUCCUCUCAAGCGGAAGGCUCCCGAGAUCGUACCAUCGGAGCCCACCUCCCCCAAGCGUAGCCGGAACGUCAAGGAGGAGCUCAUGCAGCUUGCUGAUGGUUUGGAUGACGAUCUUCUGCACCAGUUGCUUCUAGCCGCCAAGGGCAAGAAGAACAGCACACCGGAUGCCUGA